AUGACCUGGUUGAUCCACGCUACCACUUUCUCCAGCAGCGGCGGCGCUGCUGCGCUCCCAGCCCCUGCGCUCGCCUUGCUGCUCUGCACCUGCACCUGCGCCGCUCCUCCUGCUCCCUCCCCUGCCCCCACUGUCGCUGUCGCUGCUGCUCCUGUUGCUGGUUUCUGUGUGGCUGGCUUAUGGCUGGGGGAGGAGGAGGAGGGAGGGCAGGAGGAGGGGGAGGUGGAGCAGGAUGAGGAGGGGGGAGAGGGGGAGGAGGAGGAGGAAGAGGGGGAGGAGGAGGAGGAGGAAAAAGGUUUCUUUUUGGAGGGUGAGGAUGGGGAGUUAGGAGUGAGCGAGAUCAAGGAGGAAAAGGAGGAGCAGGAGGAGGAGGAGGAGGAGGAGGAGGAGGAGGAGGAGGAGGAGGAGGAGGAGGAGGAGGAGGAGGAGGAGGAGGAGGAGGAGGGAGAGGGGGGGGGGGGAGGAGUUGGCGUAAAAGGAACGGGCCAACGGGUCAGCACGAGAGUGGCAUGUGCAAAGAGCGAGAAACAAGGGACGUGGCAAGCGGAGGUUGGGCAACACGGUCCUGGUCCAGAGACGAGAGCUACUGUUUCCAACCUUUCAUAA
Closterium sp. Naga37s-1 is the source of this 606-nucleotide messenger RNA. The record is from the annotation of a GenBank genome assembly. Lineage: Eukaryota; Viridiplantae; Streptophyta; Zygnematophyceae; Desmidiales; Closteriaceae.